AUACACGAGUGACGCAUUACGUUCGUUGGUGACGUCAUCGCGUAACAGCGUGCGCCCUUGCGUCGACGUCUUGUUAGCAUGCGGAUGCUAAACUCUUUUGUUUGGAAUUGAUCCUUCUUCUAAAUGAUAGUUUGAAACGAUAUACUGUCGACGGCACCAUGAGCACUCUCUGGAUGGGAAACCUGGACUCCUAUAUGGAUGAGAAGUUCAUCACCAGAGCCUUUUCCACCAUGGGAGAGCAGGCGGUCAGUGUUCGAAUUAUACGCAACAAGAUAACAGGCAGCGCUCUAGGCUAUUGUUUCGUGGAGAUGGCGGACGAGGCCACGGCUGAGAGGUGUCUUCGCAAAAUCAAUGGGAAAUCACUGCCUGGAGCCAGCCCGCCCACAAGAUUCAAGUUAAAUCGAGCCACCUUUGGAAAACAAGAGACUGGUCAGAUGUAUUCCUUGUUUGUGGGAGAUCUGACUCCAGAGGUGGAUGAUGGGAUGCUGUACGAGUUCUUCUACAAUCGCUAUCCUUCCUGUCGUGGAGGAAAAGUAGUGCUGGACAGCAUGGGAAACUCCAAGGGUUGCGGCUUUGUUCAAUUCCCAGACGAGCGGUUGCAGAAGCGGGCAUUGGACGAAUGUCAGGGAGCUGUGGGACUGGGAAGCAAACCGCUGCGCCUCAGCUUGGCGGCUAACAAUUUAAGGAACCGGCCCCCACAGACGGAGACCAAAACCUGGCCAUCAGGCACCUCCUACACGCCCACCUAUGACCAGUACAGCCAGUACCAGCAGCAGGCGUAUCCCAACUAUUACUCCUCCUGGGGCUACGACCAGACCGCAGCAGGGUACAACUACACCUAUCCGCAGUACGACUACUCGCAGUACGCCCAAGCACAGGAACCCGAAGUACCUGAAGAUGACGGACUUGAAGAUCCAUCUCCACAUCUGGAUGUGGUGGAAACCAACCACAGGUUCUUGGAGAACAGUGAAGAACUGUACGAUGCUCUGAUUGAGUGUCCUUGGAUAUCAGAGGCGUUCUCCUUGGAACAGGACCAAGUGGCGGCUAGCAUACCGGAACCGCUUUGCUACUAGUCCAUGAAGUUGAUUUCCUUCCGUCUGCUGGACUUUGGACAACAUGGAAACAGAAUGUUGGCGUUCAGGCGACACCGUGGGAGCAAGAAUGCUCACAAGGUGGCCCAAUAAAAACUGGUUAUGGCAGUUAAUUGGUUGAAUAUUAAUAAAUAGAAUAUGUUCAGAAUUUGAGCAUAGAAAAACAAUGUCAGUCAUGUAGACGUGAAAUAACAGAGACGCUAAGCUAACUAGUUAGCCUUUCAUUGAAUUAUUCCAAACCUAAAUGGCUUCAAAGUGGGGGGCUAAGAAGGACAAAGAACGGGACAACUUUUUUUGACCAUUCCGUGUCGGACUCCGCUUAGCCAACAGAAUAAGGGCGCCAUGUAGCAAAGGUUAGCUUUCAUUUGUACGCCGUUCAAAUCCUCCGCUUAUGGCGGCAAAUGUCCAUCAUCUCGUGUUCAUAUGAAACAUUUCCUCAAUCUUCUUGUCAAAUCACAUGACAGAUGUUUCUAUUUUGUGCUAGAAUAAACAACUGCAAGUGUU
Molecule: messenger RNA, 1595 nt
Organism: Doryrhamphus excisus (bluestripe pipefish)
Lineage: Eukaryota; Metazoa; Chordata; Actinopteri; Syngnathiformes; Syngnathidae
Product: tRNA selenocysteine 1-associated protein 1-like
Biological process (GO): selenocysteine incorporation
Cellular component (GO): nucleus
Molecular function (GO): tRNA binding
Source: RefSeq, a predicted model, not a curated record